UGCACCGGAAGUCGUGAGACGACAGUUCACUCUGGAGUUCGCCGAAAGAAAAGAAGUUGUGAAAUACCAAAAACACCACAUUAUGGAAGUCAUGCGAAGGCAUCCCAUGGACAAGACAUCCCCUGAAGCCAGAAUUACCGACUAUACGGUUAAGAUUCGCAACUUUUUACACCACUUCCUCAAAGUUGAUCCAUGGGUUCGUAUAAUUCUUAACCAUUCAAUUGAGUUUGAGAAGAUUGGAUGCGGCGAGAAUGAAGAUAAUCAGCAAUGGGUUGACAUUAAAGCGGAACAGAAUGUUGAAUGAGUUGUACUAUAC
Molecule: messenger RNA, 316 nt
Organism: Oppiella nova
Lineage: Eukaryota; Metazoa; Arthropoda; Arachnida; Sarcoptiformes; Oppiidae
Source: the annotation of a GenBank genome assembly